GAUGUCAAUCAUCUUCUCACACUGUGGCACAGUGAAUACCAGAAGUUCAUGGCACGUUUAAUCAAGGGAAGAGAACCUUUGCAGGCAAACCCCGAAGUUCGCUUACCCGCAGUCAGCGUUCCCGACUUCAACGCACCUUCCCAGAGUAUUUUUCGAUCCUGCCAUCCUCCAAUACGCCCGAUACCUAAGGUACCGAUACCUAAUUAUCUCAGGCGCGAGCUAUGGUAUCGCUCGUGAAGUGGAUGAGGCGAGUCUUGCGCCCGGAUCCGUGGAAGCCUCUGCAGUUUCCGACGGCUGGCUUCGAGGAAUUUCCUGCUUCAGAAGUGCUGGAGGAAGAGUUUUUCCACGAAUUCAAGAAGGGCGAUUACUACCCUGUCAACAUUGGCGACCUUCUUGACUCUGACACGUAUCAAGUUGUUGGCAAACUAGGCUUUGGGCGGACGUCAUCGGUAUGGCUCGCCCGAGAUCUCCGAGCGCGCAAAUACGUUGCCUUGAAGAUUUUCACCAGAUGGGAAGGAGAGACGUGCAGGGAUGAGUUCCAGACCUGCAAGGCCAUCGAGGAAGCCGGCCAUUCCCAUAAAGGACGCUCGUACCUGAGAACCGCACUGGACCAGUUCACCAUCGACAGGCCGGGAGGCCUACCUCAUCAUUGCCUCGUCCAAAAGCCACUCUGGGACACGUGGGGGGACCUGCUCUAUCGGAACCCGAACAGACGCUUCUCCCAAGCGCUUCUCAAGGUUAGCCUGCAGCAACUCCUUAGUGCGCUCGACUACUUGCACACGGAGUGCAAGCUUGUCCACACAGACAUCAGCGAACACAACAUCCUGCAUUCUAUAGUCGACAAGGACAUCCUGAAGGCGUACGUGAAGGAAGAAUUCAAGACACCCACCCCGCGGAAGCACGUCACCCUCGACGACGGCACCACCGUCCCCGUGUACGCGUCACACCGGUUCGGCAUGCCCAAGCACUUCGGCCACAUUGUCCUCAGCGACUUCGGCGAGGCCGUGCGCGGGGAUGUGAAGCACAACCACCACGCGCAGCCGAACCAGUACCGGGCGCCCGAGGUGCAGCUCGGCGCGAGCUGGAGCUACCCGAUUGAUAUCUGGAACGUGGGGUGCCUGAUCUGGAGUGUCUUCGAGGGGCGGCAUCUAUUCCGCGGCAGGGAUCCGGUCAAUCACCGGUACAGCACCCGGGCGCAUCUCGCGGAGGUUGUUGCGUUGUUGGGACCGCCGCCGCUGGAUUUGCUUCGGCGUGGAUGGAGGAGCAAGGAGUUCUUCUCCGAGGAUGGCCAGUGGAUCGCGAACGUUACCAUUCCACGAGACAACAGCUUAGAGAAGGCAGAACACUUCCUCACCGGGAGUGACAAGACCAUGUUUCUUAACUUUGUCAGGGGCAUGCUAGCCUGGCGACCGGAGGACCGCAAGACGGCACGCGAACUGCUGAAGGACCCGUGGCUGAACGCGUGGGAGGACAUGGAUGACUGAUCUCGCUCAGGGAGCCUUCGACUGUCGGGAGUGGAAGAGAACCGUUCGUUUGAUUUCUACAGAUGGGAAGUUUAUAGCAGGUACAGAGCACAUGGAGAUGAGGACAAACGGGCGAGAAGACUGGUGUCGGAAGGGGCCAAAUCUAUAGUUUGCUGUCGUACUAGAUCAAACUGUGCUCUUAUGUCGACUG
This is a messenger RNA of Chaetomium strumarium, 1674 nucleotides long. RefSeq names its product CMGC protein kinase. The transcript has 4 exons. The record is from RefSeq and is a predicted model, not a curated record. Gene Ontology annotation, biological process: regulation of mRNA processing; peptidyl-serine phosphorylation; spliceosomal complex assembly. Bases 222 to 1484 code for a protein of 420 amino acids. Gene Ontology annotation, cellular component: cytoplasm; nucleus. Gene Ontology annotation, molecular function: protein serine/threonine kinase activity; ATP binding. Lineage: Eukaryota; Fungi; Ascomycota; Sordariomycetes; Sordariales; Chaetomiaceae.